AUGAGUUCGAUAUUAUUUGAUUUGGAUGAUGAUAUUUGUCUAAUGUCCACUUCUGAUCCUACUGUUUCAUCAAACACGUCCUCAAGUUGUCUUGCUGAUCGUUCAACCUCGUCUUCUUCAAACUUUUAUACUUCACAACAAUUAAAACAAAUGCUAUUAAAAAAUGAUGAAAACGUUCGUCUUGAAGAUAAUAACUCAACGAAGGUAUUGCCAGCUUGGUGGAGAUCUUUUAGAUAUAUAUCUUUAAAAAAUAAAAAAAAUGAUUUUGAACGUACUACUGGUUUAAUAGCAUGUUUUAAAUGUUCUUCUGUAUUUCGCUAUGGGCCUAAAAGCAGAGCAAAACAUUUUGUUGCACAUGCAAGCCGAUGUUCUCCAUUAAAUUCAUCAGAUUCUAUUGCAAGUGAUAAAUUAACAAGUAAAGAAAAAAAUGAAAUUAAAGAUCUUUAUGCAAACUGGAUUUGCUCAGAUCUACGACCAUUUACAUUAGUUGAAGAUUAUGGUCUUGAACGCAUAGCUAGUGCUGAACAUGGUCUUGUAGAUAUUAAAGAACUACUACCAAGUCGUCAGACAGUCGUUCGUACUGUUAAUGAUUUGGCUAAUAAAUGUCGUGCUGAUUUAAAAAGUGAACUGAUUGAACCAAUACGUGCAAAAUCAGUUACUAUUGCACCUGAUUUUUGGUCAACCAAACACAACAAGCAGGCCUAUUUAGGACUUAAUGCUUCCUAUGUAAAUUCAGAUUAUGAAUAUAAAGUUAUUGAUUUAUUGUGCCGUCCCUUUAAUGGUACUAAAUUAUAUGAUUUAAUACUUGAAGUGACUCAAGACGAAAAUUUAUCAAGCUCUUCUGAAUCAGAAUGUUCAGAAUUAGAUGAAGAACAACAACAACAAAAAUCAAAUGAAUAUUCACCAUUAGUCAAACCAAGAUGCAAAAAAAUUUCAACAAUAAAAUAUAAUGCACAAAAACUAUCAAUUAAUGAGAUACCACCUGAAGCUAAACAAGUUUUAUUUAUACUGAAGCAAGCAAAAAAGCUUGUAAAAAAACUAUUAACUGGUAAAGAAAAGCGAAAGUUAAUUACGGAUUUAAAUUUACAAUAUCUGAAACAAUUUUGUGUUCUCUUAAAACCUUUUCAACACGUUAUAGUAUCUGUUCAAGUCGGUGAUGCACCAUCUCUUUAUCUUGUUCCAAUGUCUUAUGCCACAUUGAAAGAAGUGUUACAAUCGUUUGAAUUAAUUAAAAAGUAUAAUGAAGAAAAUAUGGACUUAAAAAAAGAAAAUAGUCUAUUUGAUGAUUCAUUUGAUAAUGAUCUUGAGAACGAAUUACCAGGAAUUAAAUGGUUUCGUGAGAGAUUAUUGGUACUGCUAAAUGAAAUGAUGAUUUUAGAUAUUCGACAAGUAGCAGCAACUCUACUUCAUCCACGGUACCGAUGCUUGAAAAAGAUGCCUGAUUACGUGAAGAAUCAAUGUUACAGAUAUGUUAGGCAACAGAUAAAAAAAAGAGAUCAAGAAGAAGAAGAAGAAGAAAAAAGUCGACAACAACCCUGUGAACCACCAGCAAAACGAAUCAAAAACCAAAGAAAUAUUUUUGCAAGAUUCGAAUCCGGCAAUGUAAGUGAAGAACUUGAUGAUAAUAAUGGAAGUGGUAAUGAAAGUGAAGAAUAUGAUUAUGGUAUAAGAAAAAGCGAUGAGCUUGAUCGGUACCUCUUGUUCGAAUUUGACAAGAGUAAAAAUACAACAGAACCAUUAGAGUUUUGGAAAAAUCAUCAAAAAACAUUUCCAUUUCUUUCGAAAUAUGCUAGAUCAAUCUUUUCAAUUCCCGCUACAACAACAAACGUGGAGCGAGAAUUUUCUACAGCUGGCUGGAUAUUGAAUGAAAGAAGAACAACUCUUCAACCAGAAAAUUUAGAAAAUAUUUGA
Molecule: messenger RNA, 1911 nt
Organism: Rotaria sp. Silwood2
Lineage: Eukaryota; Metazoa; Rotifera; Eurotatoria; Philodinida; Philodinidae
Source: the annotation of a GenBank genome assembly